This is a messenger RNA of Ilex paraguariensis (yerba mate), 714 nucleotides long. The record is from the annotation of a GenBank genome assembly. NCBI's taxonomy places the organism in Eukaryota, Viridiplantae, Streptophyta, Magnoliopsida, Aquifoliales, Aquifoliaceae.
AUGAUGCAAGAGAAUUCAUCAAUUACCAACAAAGAUUUAAUUCCGAUCCCCACCAUUGCCGAAGACAACAAGAAGCCCACCAUCAAUGGAGACAAGAAGAAGAAACCAGGCUCAUUCAACCUCCUCAAGGCAGCAUUGUUAAUGCUCCGUCGUGGAUCCAAAGGAAAACCAAAGCCCGUUCAAGUAGAGGUGGCUUCAAAUGGGAAUUGGAAGCAAAUUGUUGGAUCAAUUCGGCCCUUACACCUCCACGACCACCUGUCUCCACCAUCUUCAAUCAUGGAAGGCCCACCCUCGCCAAUCGUUGAGCAAUUUGAGGAUAUGAUUGGUCCAGCUUCCCCCUCUCCUUCCUCCUCCUCUGGUGGCACCAUGAGCCAAUAUGCUUCGGCAAACAAUCUCCAGGAACUUGAUAAGGAUGAAGAGAGUGGGGAUGAUGACCCUGACGAGGUGUUCGAUGCUAUUAGAGGGGAUGAGAUGAUUGAUUCCAAAGCUGACGAGUUCAUAGCUCAAUUCUACCAGCAAAUGAAGCUUCAAAACUGGGAUUCGGGCAAUCGUCACAUUCACAUGGAAUUGGCACCCCAUGCAGGGCAAGUUGGCCCACUAGAAGGGAAAAGUCCAAUAGUUACGCACACGCACCCAGGCAGGCAGCUUGAUGACCCCCAAGAAGGACAACAAAGAAAUUACACCAACCAAUUCCACCCUGGACAAGGAGGAUAA